Raphanus sativus (radish) is the source of this 1519-nucleotide messenger RNA. RefSeq names its product B-box zinc finger protein 19. The transcript is spliced from 7 exons. Gene Ontology annotation, biological process: photomorphogenesis; regulation of DNA-templated transcription. Gene Ontology annotation, cellular component: nucleus. The record is from RefSeq and is a predicted model, not a curated record. Gene Ontology annotation, molecular function: zinc ion binding. Bases 777 to 1247 code for a protein of 156 amino acids. NCBI's taxonomy places the organism in Eukaryota, Viridiplantae, Streptophyta, Magnoliopsida, Brassicales, Brassicaceae.
GUCACCCAAUCUAUCUAAUCUAGCUAACUCUAGAUAAUCUUCUUUUUGUCUCUCUAAAUGGAAUUUUGACAAAACACUAUUAUAUUAGCAUAGAAUGUUUGUUCACAUUCACACUAUUACAAUCUUGUUUACGUGCUUACUAUUUCUAUAAUGAUUUUUGGAUUAUUACAUAGUGAUUGUAAUAGUAUAAACCAUUUACAGUAUUACACUCAUGUUACGCGCUUACUAUUUCUAUAAUGAUUUUGUAACUUAAAAGAAAUUUUGGCAAAUUACUCAAAGCAGUAAGUAAUAAAAAGUUGAUGAUAUUCAUGGCGCGUGGGAUUUGGUUCUGUCUCUUCAGGCUUCUCCUACUCCAUCGUAGAAAGGAUAUAAAAGGAGGGAUAAAAUAUUCAUAUUUCUUUCUUUCUUCUUCUUCUUCUUCUUCCUAGAUUUAUUUGAUACCAACGUGUUAUCCCAACCCUUAAUUCUACUUCUUCCCUAGCUAGUUAAUCAGAUUUCGCCACUUCAUCUCUUUCCUGUAUUGAAGGUGUGAUUCAUUGUUGCCUUGUAGAGCGAGAAAACGACUGUUGAAGACUAAAGAUGCGGAUUUUGUGCGACGCAUGCGAGAACGCCGCCGCUAUUGUCUUUUGCGCUGCCGAUGAAGCUGCCCUUUGCCGCUCCUGCGAUGAGAAAGGAUGGGUUUUGACUCCAAAGUUUGCAUAUUUAGCAUAACUUGUGGAGAAAGAAAAAAAUAAUCAGUUUUCCAGCUCUUUGUUAUUAAUCCUUACUUCAAUUAGAUGACUGACUACUCUUUAAGGGUUCAUAUGUGCAAUAAGCUAGCUAGUCGGCAUGUACGUGUAGGUUUAGCCGAACCAAGCAAUGCCCCAUGCUGUGAUAUAUGCGAAAAUGCACCUGCAUUCUUUUACUGUGAGAUAGAUGGUAGUUCGCUUUGUCUGCAAUGUGACAUGUUAGUACAUGUUGGUGGCAAGCGAACUCACGGCCGCUUUCUUUUGCUCAGACAGCGAAUCGAGUUUCCAGGUGAUAAGCCUAAACCAAACAAUACGAGAGACAACUUGCAAAACCAAAGAGUCUCUGCAAAUGCAAACGGUGAAGCUAAUGGCAAGACUGAUGAUGAAAUGAUUGAUCUAAACGCUAACCCGCAGAGAGUACAUGAGCCAUCAUCAAAUAACCAAGGAAUCGAUGUAAAUAACACGAACAAUCACGAGCCUGCAGGUGUUGGACCCUUUAAACGAGAGUCUGAGAAGUGAUAAUGCAAGAGGCUUGGUUCAUGCAAAAAACUUUGCUGUUGAAGAAAGAAGGAAAGGCUUUUCUUGUUUGUUCAUUAUCUUUUUUUUUUUUGGCUCAACUUCAACUAUUUCAUACAACUAUUUCAUUCACCCAUAAUCUUGGUACAAACAUUUGACCUCACAAGAGUUCUACCACAUAUACAAACAAUGCAUCUUAGUUUAUAGGAAAGGGACUCGCAUGAAUGUAAAAGCUAAUAUAAUCUGAAAUUCUUAAUAAAUUAUUUAUUUCCGGA